CCGAGGCGCAUGAUGUGGGCGAGGGCAAAACCCUUCCUCGGAUUUCUCUACCGACAGAGAGAACUGCGAGGAAGAGAUGAGAUGGGCGUGACAACGGAGUGUCUGGACUAGACUGAAAACACUCUUCUCCUGGAUUAAGAUCCGCGCUGGUUUCCGUGCAACUGAUGACAACGGAGUGUGGCAAUGCAAACCACACGACGUGAUGCGCGUGCCAUCCAGUUUAACACCGCGAGUGAUGAAUUAACAGCACGACGCCCAGUUUUACGGCCACACGGGGAUUGACAAGCCAAGGAUAUUCAAGGCAGGGGUCUAUAACAUCAUCAGCUGCGAGUUGUUCUUGUGGAUAUGGUUUUGGAAGGGAGCUCCGAAGCUCUUUGCCCUCCUCCGUCCCUGGAGCUGCGCCCAUCAUGCAACAAGAACCAGCCGUCUCCUCCUCUGGGAUCAGGAUCUCAGUCCCAUGAUGCUCUCUGCCCUGAGGACAAGGAGCCCAUCAAGUACGGGGAGCUGAUAGUGCUGGGGCAUAAUGGUUCGCUAGCUAGCGGGGAUAAGGGCCGCAGGAGGAGUCGGCUGGCCCUUUACAAACGGCCCAAAGCCAAUGGCGUCAAACCUGAUGUCAUCCACAAUGUCUCCACACCUCUGGUGUCCAAGGCCCUAAGCAACAAAAGCCAACACAGCAUCUCCUACACAUUGUCCCGGAGUCAUUCUGUUAUAGUGGAAUAUACACAUGACCCCAACACCGACAUGUUUCAGAUCGGCCGUUCCACAGAGAGCAUGAUAGACUUCGUGGUGACAGACACAGCAGGCAGUGGCACUGGAGGACAAGGGCAGGGGGGCGCAAACGGAGAGGGAGGACAGUCGGCCCAGAGCACCAUCUCCCGCUACGCUUGCCGCAUCAUGUGUGAGCGUAGUGCUCCGUACACAGCACGAAUAUAUGCAGCGGGCUUUGACUCUUCCAAAAACAUCUUCCUUGGGGAGCGAGCUGCUAAAUGGAGGACCUCAGAUGGUUUGAUGGAUGGACUAACAACCAAUGGGGUGCUGGUAAUGCACCCGGCAGGGGAGUUCGUAUCCGAGCCCGCUCCAGGGGUGUGGAGGGAAAUCUCAGUGUGUGGGAAUGUGUUCGCCCUUCGAGAGACACGGUCCGCCCAGCAGAGAGGAAAACUGGUAGAGAACGAGUCAAACAUGCUGCAGGAUGGUUCUCUCAUCGAUCUCUGCGGGGCCACUCUGCUUUGGCGGACCCCUAGCGGUCUUCGUCACACCCCGACUCUCAAACAGCUGGAGUCUCUACGUCAGGAACUAAACGCAGCCCGUCCCCAGUGCCCCGUGGGCUUCAACACGCUCGCCUUCCCCAGCCUGGCACAGCGCGCCACCAUCGACAAGAAACAGCCCUGGGUCUAUAUGAACUGCGGACACGUGCACGGAUACCACAACUGGGGCUUUCGUAAGGAGAAAGCGGGAUCCUCCGCGGUGGCAUUAACCGGAGGAGGAGGAGGCACGGCUCCGGCUACGACCGGAGAUCGCGAGUGUCCCAUGUGCAGAGGGGUUGGUCCCUACGUGCCCCUCUGGCUCGGGUGCGAGGGGGGCCUGUACCUGGAUGCAGGGCCCCCGACACAUGCGUUCUGCCCCUGCGGUCACGUGUGCUCGGAAAAGACGGUGCAAGGCUGGAGUCAGAUCCCACUGCCGCACGGAACGCAUGCCUUCCACGCUGCUUGUCCUUUCUGUGGAACGUGGCUGACCGGGGAACAGGGCCACAUCAAACUCAUCUUCCAAGGGCCCGUCGACUGAGAGGAGCAGUGAGAUGUCGAGACUGAAUCACAGAAACUGAGAGUUUGGACUGUGGAGGGUGGACACAAAAGGAAGAGCUUGUGAAAAAGGCAAGGAUGACAAAAAGGGAAUAUACUUUGUUAUGCGAUGGAGAAUGUGUAAAUAAAAGUGAUGAAAUAAAAGUUGAAAACAUGGAA
This is a messenger RNA of Rhinichthys klamathensis goyatoka, 1958 nucleotides long. It is a transcript of the gene peli3, whose product is annotated as pellino E3 ubiquitin protein ligase family member 3. Gene Ontology annotation, molecular function: protein binding; ubiquitin protein ligase activity. Lineage: Eukaryota; Metazoa; Chordata; Actinopteri; Cypriniformes; Leuciscidae. The transcript is spliced from 7 exons. Gene Ontology annotation, biological process: regulation of Toll signaling pathway; protein K63-linked ubiquitination. The coding region runs from base 346 to 1782 and encodes 478 amino acids. The record is from RefSeq and is a predicted model, not a curated record.